UCUACUGCGGUGCUUGAGCUUCGUGUCACAAAUGAGAGCCUUCUGGCGGUGCUGUCCCUUCAGUAAGGAAAUGAGGAGCGAAAUAGUGAGCGCAUUACGGAAGGGCACCACGGAGUGGUACGAGGCUCUUUGCGCUCAGGACACUGAGUCGGAGAGAGGCGAGGACCUGGUCAACCUCAUCACCCUGGUGCAAAUAGACCUGCAGCAAGGUCUCACCUACUAUCACCCGAUCUUCGAAAUGUCAAAUAACGUGCCAUACUUUAACGUUAUCUUCUCGCAUAUCGACAAAAUGGUAUCUGAUGAUGUAAAGCAGUGUGUCGAAAUCUGGAUAUCUGAGGGAUGGUGCGGGGUGGCGGAGGAAGAGGGAUAUGACGAAAACGGUGUCCUGGUUUGCGUGGUGUCCGCGAAGACAUUGCCGUUCGAAGUAUUAGCGGCGGUGAGGGAGCUAUACGCCACGGCUGUACCGACUCCUCCCUCCAGCACCUCGUACGAGCCCCCUCCAAUGAUCGCAGAUGCAUACCAGUGGUUCGAGCCGCUGAUCGAUCGCUGGUUGGCGGUAACCAAGACGAUGGCGUUGCAGAGGGUCCGAGCGGCGGUCGAACUGGAUCGUGCUGUUGAAGGAGAACACAUCGUGAAACACAGCACCUCAUCGGUAGACACCGCUGCUUGCCUAUACCACAUGAGGAUGGUGUGGCGCUCGAUCGGGGGAGCAGAAGAGGGGACACUGGUUGGUAGUGUCCGAUUGUUGGAGGCAGCCUGUGCAACUGCACUGCAUUAUGCUGAUCUGGUACAUGGAGCUCUGGCAGACCAGGGAUAUUAUGAAAACCAUGCGCAAGACAAGACUACGGGGGAGAUCUGCACGAUCGUGAAUAACUUGGAGUACGUGAGGCGCUCCCUGGCUGAGUACGACGACGAACACGUAUACUACUACCGCUUCGGAAACAAAUGGAGCUCUAAGAGAAAAGGAGCGGCGCAAGAAACUCUACCAGAAUUCUUACGAAAGAUGAUUAUAGAUCAAGGUAAUUAUAUUACGAAUGAAGCGGCGUGA
This is a messenger RNA of Leptidea sinapis, 1048 nucleotides long. RefSeq names its product protein unc-13 homolog D-like (gene unc-13-4A). The transcript has 11 exons. The record is from RefSeq and is a predicted model, not a curated record. Lineage: Eukaryota; Metazoa; Arthropoda; Insecta; Lepidoptera; Pieridae. The coding region runs from base 32 to 1048 and encodes 338 amino acids.